This is a messenger RNA of Colletotrichum destructivum, 456 nucleotides long. RefSeq lists its product as uncharacterized. The transcript has a single exon. Lineage: Eukaryota; Fungi; Ascomycota; Sordariomycetes; Glomerellales; Glomerellaceae. The record is from RefSeq and is a predicted model, not a curated record. Bases 1 to 456 code for a protein of 151 amino acids.
AUGUCCAGAUCAGAGCAAGACCACAACUUGACCGGCCGCCAGAGCAUCGUUCGGGCACCACAUGACCAGAAACCAACGCCCCGAGUACGAUCUUCCCGCAAGUCUGUUAAUCAGAGGUUUCGUGACGGCGGCGACGUGGACAACCUGAACAAGGCCAACAAACAGGCCGCCUUCAACGCCAAGUACCGACCGGAUGACGACGAGCUGUGCGCCUCGGAGAGGACCAGCCCGUAUGUAAUCGGAGAGGUCACAGUGAACAACAUAGGUGUGUUAUUCGGGGGCGUCACGUUUAAAAUAAUCAAGGGACACAUAUCAGACAACGACGAUGUUGUCAUGACGGAGAGUGAAAACAUAGAACCUACAAAGAUGAUGGGAAAUAGUUUCCGGGCUCGUGAGAAAAGUCCUGGGGAAGACCAGAGCAUUUGGUCUCGGAUCUUGCGAGAAACACAAGGCUAA